Corticium candelabrum is the source of this 693-nucleotide messenger RNA. RefSeq lists its product as uncharacterized. Bases 1 to 693 code for a protein of 230 amino acids. The record is from RefSeq and is a predicted model, not a curated record. NCBI's taxonomy places the organism in Eukaryota, Metazoa, Porifera, Homoscleromorpha, Homosclerophorida, Plakinidae. The transcript has 2 exons.
AUGAUUGAACCCUUUGGUCAUGGCAAAGAGUGGCAAAAGGCAACAGUGACAAAACAAAUAGGACCAAGAUCAUAUGAAGUAAAGACAACAAAAGAUACCAAAUUGAUUAGAAACAGAAAACAUUCGAGACAAAUGAAACAGAACACAGUUAAAAAUCAGCAGGAGCUGAGCCAAGUGACUGGUAAAGGCAUGACCGGAGUAGGCUUGUCAUUGACAAGAACACCAAGUCAAGAAAAAACACAUAUAUGGAAAGACAUGACAAGAAAAUUGAAAAUUGAUUUAUCCGAACACAACUUCGUCCUCACUGAAAGUGAAAUGUACAUCAAAUCCGACAUUUCAACAAUGCAAGAAAUUAUGUUUGAAGAAUUCAGAAUGCCAGGACUCUACAUUGGCAACGAAUCCGCAUUCUCACUCAUUUGGCAUGGCAAGCCGACCGGCGUUAUUGUAGAUUGCGGUGAUUACAUUACGUCUGUUGUACCCUUUCACAACAAACAUCGUCUUUCGAAUAACUCUCUACUUAGCUACGGCGGUCGGAAUGUUACUCUGAAAUUUUUCACAAGUCUAUCUAGAGAGGGAUACGACGAGCUAGACUUUAGCAAUCCUCAUCAUUUUGAAGUAUUGAGAAAGAUUAACAAUUCAAAAUCAAGGUGCGAUCGAGGUCGGUCCAUGAGAUCUACAGGUGCAAGAGCAUAG